AGUACCACCUACCUACACACACCUAUCAUAUCGCUCUGGCUCUGUGUGGGCCAAGUGAUAAAAAAAGAAACAAUGUUAACAAUAUAUUUAAAUGGUAGUUUGCUUUCAAGUCUCAAACCGUGCUGUUGCCUGCAAUUUUAAGUUGCUGACGCUAAAAAAAAAUAAUUAAAAAAAAAUAGAUAUCCUAAUACAUAUCCCUAAGUUCUCAAACAAGAUGCGUUUUAGUCUAUUGGUCCUGUCGCUGUGUGUUUUCGCCGCCUUUUGGCCAGCAAAUGCACUAAAUUGUUAUGAAUGCAUCGGCUCCGAUUGCGAUGAUCUGGAUAAUGUGCCCGUUGUUAGCUGCAAUUUGGAUGAGAGCCCGGAAUUGACAACACCCGAUGAUGACACGGAGAGCACUACUGAUGCAACGUCAACCACCUCGCCAAGCAUCACAAUAACGACACAAACCACACCUGGUGAAGGCACUGAGGGUACAACUACCACAGCACCGACAGAAACCACACCUGAUGAAGGCACUGAUGGUACAACUACCACAGCACCGACAGAAACCACACCUGAUGAAGGCAGUGAGGGUACAACUGCCACAGCACCGACAGAAACCACACCUGUACCUGCUGGUACAGAUUCUACAACAGAAUCCCCAACAGAUUCGACAACUAAUAUAACUGGUGAAACUGGAUCAGAAACCGCAGAGAGCUCAAUAUCGACUACAGAAGAAGGCACAACUGACACCGCAACUUCACCAUCAGAAACCACACCAGAGACAACAGAGCCCAUUGCGACUACUGACGAGUCUACGGGUCCAGCGAGUACAGAUUCUACAACAGAAUCUCCAACAGAUUCGACAACUGAUGUAAUUGGAUCAGAUUCCACAACCACUACAACAUCCGGAACCGAAGAGAGCUCAUCAUCGUCAAUCACAGUUGACACCACAGCUUCACCAGCAGAAACCACGCCAGAUUCAACCACACCCACAGUUAGCUCAUCCAUUAGUGAGGGAUCUUCGGAAUUAUCAACAGCAGAGACUACAACAGACGUCUCAUCAGAACCAACCACUCCAGUAAGUGGCGAAACAGAUCCGGAAUCAGUUACUACAACAACAGAAUCAACAACGGAUGCUGUAAGAAAUAUGGCCGAACAUUUGAAUGCUGGCGAACCGAUGAAUCUGCUCAAUGAUAUUCAAAAUUUAGCACGAGCCGCUGGCUUGCGAUCGGUUCGAGCACGUCGCUCUCUGGCUGCCCAGGCAGCCGAUCAUCUAAUCCGCAAUUAUCGGUCCUUGGAGGCAACGAAAAAUGUCACUAAUUAUCGAACAUCGGCCUGCUUCAGCAUCGAAAAGGAUGGCACGAUUCAGCGCGGUUGUGUGAGAAUACCGUAUGACCAAGACGGUUGCCAGGCGGUGCGUGAAUUGGUCGGACUACCCGAGGAUUCAGUUGGUGAUCUCUGCGAUGUUUGCCAGACGGAUCGCUGCAAUGGCAGCGCCACUCUGCACAUCUCCCUGGGAUCACUGCUGCUGCUGCUUGGCGUGGGUCUAAGGAGCCUCUUCUAAGUGAUGCAUUCGCAUUGCUGUGUUUUAUUUUAAUUUUGUAUUAUAUUUCGUAUUUGUAAUCUAACAAAAUAAAAACGAAGAAAUCAUAUCGAUUAGUAAAACGAAAUCAAAA
Messenger RNA from Drosophila grimshawi, 1658 nucleotides. It is a transcript of the gene Mur29B, whose product is annotated as cell wall protein DAN4. The transcript has 3 exons. The coding region runs from base 215 to 1546 and encodes 443 amino acids. The record is from RefSeq and is a predicted model, not a curated record. Lineage: Eukaryota; Metazoa; Arthropoda; Insecta; Diptera; Drosophilidae.